Messenger RNA from Papilio xuthus (Asian swallowtail), 1811 nucleotides. It is a transcript of the gene cpa, whose product is annotated as F-actin-capping protein subunit alpha. Gene Ontology annotation, cellular component: cortical cytoskeleton; F-actin capping protein complex. Gene Ontology annotation, molecular function: actin filament binding. Bases 51 to 917 code for a protein of 288 amino acids. The record is from RefSeq and is a predicted model, not a curated record. Gene Ontology annotation, biological process: actin cytoskeleton organization; barbed-end actin filament capping. Lineage: Eukaryota; Metazoa; Arthropoda; Insecta; Lepidoptera; Papilionidae. The transcript has a single exon.
UAUGGUUACAAGUUAUCUAUGUCAGUGUCAAAAAGUCAAAAGUAUCAAAAAUGGCGGCGGACGGUGACGAAGUGAUUAGUGAUCAGGAAAAAGUGAGAAUUGUUUCAGAUUUCAUAUUACAUUCACCACCAGGCGAAUUUAACGAAGUAUUUAAUGAUGUGAGAGUGUUACUAAACAACGAUAGUCUUCUGAAGGAGGGUGCAAGCGGUGCAUUCGCGCAGUACAACAAGGAUCAGCUCACGCCCGUGCGCCUUGAAGGUUCCGAACUCCAUACGCUUAUAACCGAGCAUAACGAACUUGGGGGAGGCAGAUUCUUCGAUCCGAGGUCCAAGAGAUCCUUCAAGUAUGACCAUUUACGUAAAGAAGCUUCGGAGUACGAGCCCUACGAGCCGGACCGAGUUGCAGAACCAUGGCGAGCGGCUCUGGACGAGGAGCUGACGGCGUACGUUGCCGCCCACUACAAACACGGCGCGAGCUUGGUCGUGGGGCGUGCGAUCGACGCUAGCACCGUGUCUCUCGUCGCGUGUAUUGAAGAUCACCAAUUCCAGCCGAAAAACUACUGGAAUGGACGAUGGCGUUCCGUGUGGUCGCUGACAGUAGGCGCCGGCGCAGCGGAGCUGCGGGGUAUGCUGCGCGUACAAGUCCAUUACUAUGAGGACGGCAACGUGCAGCUAGUGAGCUCGAAGGAAGUCCGCGCACCACUCGUGGGGACGGGGGAAGCGGCUACCGCAAAGGAAUUCGUACGGUUAGUUUGCGAAGCGGAGAACGCGUACCAGACGGCGAUCUCUGACAACUACAAGACAAUGAGUGACACGACGUUCAAGGCGCUGCGGCGGCAGCUGCCGGUGACGCGCAGCAAGAUCGACUGGGCGCGGCUGGUGUCGUACACGAUCGGCAAGGAGCUGAAGAGCCAAUGAUGUCCCGCCGCCGCGUCCUGAGCACCGCGGACGCUCCCCGCCUCUGUACAUAUUCACAUAAGAAUAAAUCUUGUUCAAAUGUUUACUGGCUCCGUGGGCCGAGCACCCGGCGCGUAUUUAUCUAUGACUAUAUAGAGAAAUGGCUAUUGUAACUGUUAAAUUUUAUGCGUUUUGUUACUCUCAUUACAAAAUACUGCCGCAAUUUUAAUAUAUUUGUUGCUUUGAAAUAUUCAUACAAUAGGCUUCUCUACGAGAUGCAAUCAAUUUCUGAUAGUAGCGUUGAGAUUAUAGCAAAUAACGUACUUAGGCCUGAACCUAUACCUUAGACCCUGUCUAGGUUCAUAGUGGAACUGGGCGAUGGUCUGCCGCGGGCUGCUGUAGAGACCGAGGUCUGACAGAGACUUGUUUGCAAUGGACAGGUAGUUGUGUAAGCAAUAUAAUGGAGAAUUGUAAUUUUUGUUCAUCAACAUAUGUCAAUUAAGAGAUGUUAAGAUAUCCAGUUGAUUUAUGAUUGUAACUUCCACUGUAUCCAAACUAUUAUUCCAUCCAACCUAAAUAUUUUAUGGUCAGUAUUAUUUGCGUUAGAUGUGGAAUAUUGCUUGCAUAACUGAGUGCUAUGUGAGAUACAUUAGAAAUGAGGUUCUUAUGGUGCAUUUAAUUAUAGUUAAUUUAAAAUAAAAUUGUCCACGUAGCUUUAACGCGGUGUUUAUGAGCAUAGAGCACAAUAUAUUCGAUAUUUUUCAAUUAAAUAUGUGGAGUGUUGCUCAAACUAUGGUAACGGUUACAGUGAAAAAAAGUAGAAAUCUAUUGUCUAUGGCAAAUGGCAUUGAGAGUGCGAAUGAAAGCAGAUCAUUCUUUAUAUGUAUGUAACGAAUAUAACUUCAGUAAGUUUUA